UGGCAAGAAAUGGUUGAUGCCCUUACCAUAUGCGGGGCGGGGUUCAAAGCCCCUAGUGAGAGUGAUUUGAGGGGACCCAUUUUGUCUCAAAUGGUGGAUGAUGUGACGAAGGAUUUAGAUGAACAACGCCAGAUAUGGAGCACUAAAGGUUGCACCAUCAUGACUGAUGGUUGGACGGACAGGAGAAAUAGAACUCUCCUUAAUUUUCUUGUUUCUUCUGCAGGGGACACCGUUUUCAUCAAGUCCAUUGAUGCCUCCGCCCAUUGCAAGAAUGCCACCUACCUAUGUGAGCAGAUAGAGGAGGUGAUUGAAGAUGUGGGUGAGGAGAACGUGGUACAGGUGGUGACUAACAAUGCAACAAAUUAUGUUGCUGCGGGUAAACUUUUGAUUACAAACUAAUUUUGUUUGCAAAUUAAUUACUAUCUUGUAGUUUGUACCUCCAUUAAUUACAAUUUACAAUGCAACAAAUUAUGUUGCUGUAGGUAGACUAUUGAUGGAGAGGCACCCAUCUAUAGUUUGGACUCCAUGUGCUGCUCAUUGCAUUGACCUCAUGUUGGAGGAUAUUGGAAAAAUCUCAUGGUUCAAGAGAUGUGUAGAAAGGGCAAGAAAUGUCUGCAAAUUUGUAUAUAAUCAUUCAUAGCUGUUGGCUCUUAUGAGACAAUACACAGAACAAAAGGAGUUAGCUCGUCCAGGAAUCACAAGAUUUGCCACAAACUUCCUCACAUUGCAGUCCAUGCUUAGGUCUAAGUCUGCCUUGAGACGUAUGAUUGUUGGUGAGGAGUGGUCUUCCUCAUCCUAUGCCACCACCCCUGCAGGGAAAGAUAUGGCAGACUGCAUUUUUGAUGAGCAAGACUUUUGGGUCCCUUGUGAUGAGAUAGUGAAGUUUGUUAAGCCCUUGGUGGUUUUGUUACGAGUUGUGGAUGGAGAUAAGCUCACAAUGGGCUAUAUCUAUGAGGCCAUGGAUAGGGAAAAGGAGGCCAUCAGAUUCGUCUAUGGAGGAGAUGAGAGCAAGUAUGGUCCCAUUUGGGAGAUCAUUGAUAGGAGAUGGCAUCAUCAGCUUCAUAGGCCCAUCCAUGCGGUAGCCUAUUAACUGAAUCCGACAUUCCGAUUUAUCCCUUCUUUCAAGGUUGAUGUGGAGGUCCUUAAUGGGCUAUACGCAAUCAUGGAGAAGAUGAGACCUGCUGGUACUUCUCAGAUAAACCUUUUUCCAGAGCUGCAGUUGUUCUCAGAUGCACAAGGGGAGACCUUCUCUCGUCCUGUCACCAAAGACGGUAGGACAACUAUGAUGCCAGAUCAUUGGUGGAGCUUUUUUGGCCCAAUGACACCAAAUAUUCAGAAGUUGGCCAUUCGCAUCUUGAGCCAACCAGGCAGCGCAUCAGGUUGUGAGCGCAAUUGGAGUAUGUUUGAGCACAUAAACUCCAAGAGGCGCAAUAGAUUUUCUGUGGAGAAGAUGAAUGAUCUUGUCUUUGUUCACUACAACCUCCGCCUGAGAAUGAGAAAGAAUGCAUUAGUUGACAUCUGUCCUAUCAUUCUAGAUGAGGUUGAUCUUGAAGCAGAGUGGGCCAAUGAGAAUCAGACAGCUCCUGGGACUCCUACAACUGUCUUUAGUGAUGAUGACAUUGAUUGGAUCGACCAGGUAGAUAUAGAGGCUGAGGCUGUAGCCAUGGCAGAGGAGGAGCAGAGAGCACGAGCAGAUACAGGAAAUAUCGAGACUCAGAGUGACACAACUGUUCUUGAUGUUGGUGAGCAUGGCAUGGUGUCACGGGGAGCGACUAUGGCUGCUGAAUCAUCCAGGACCUACUUUAAACGCCUUCGUAGGGGGCUAGGGCGAGAGGGUGCACGACCCUCUGAGCCAUAGGCUUGUACACUUGUAGUUGUAUUUAGUAUUUACUAUUUACCUUUGGUAUUUGUAUGAAACAUUUGAUGAUGAUCAUAUGAUGACAUGGAUUUUUUAUUCCAUGAGUUUUGUAAUAUUGUAUACAUUUGACAAUAUUUAUAUAUCUAUGUUUGUUAUUUUCUUCAGCUACAAUUUGCGUUUAUGCUUAUGUGAUUGAUGUAUACUUGUGUAUGUAAUCAAAUGAGCCGAGUUUGAUGAUGUUUUU
Cryptomeria japonica (Japanese cedar) is the source of this 2102-nucleotide messenger RNA. RefSeq lists its product as uncharacterized. The transcript has 4 exons. NCBI's taxonomy places the organism in Eukaryota, Viridiplantae, Streptophyta, Pinopsida, Cupressales, Cupressaceae. The record is from RefSeq and is a predicted model, not a curated record. The coding region runs from base 1163 to 1858 and encodes 231 amino acids. Gene Ontology annotation, molecular function: protein dimerization activity.